AUGCCGAAUUGGACAAAGCUUUUCUCCAACUCGGAACGGAGACAAUUCCCCGAGGUUGUCGUUCCACUUGCCCAUGGCUCCGCAACAAAAGAUGCUUACACCAAUGACAACUCCAACUCUGGCCUCGACCGAUCCUCUUCUCAGGAAAAGGGCGUUGCUGGUUCCGUGGCAACUGGCGAACUGACGCUGGAAGCUCUCAGGGCCGAGAUCAUGGCUGAUAUCGAAGCCACAGGCCAUGAUACUGUUUAUGAUCGCAAGGCAAAGAUUAUUAACAGAGCAAUCCAGGACAUUGGCAUGGGACGCUACCAAUGGGGUCUGUUCGUGCUCUGUGGAAUGGGUUGGGUUGCCGACAAUCUUUGGUUGCAGGGAGUUGCCCUCACCCUGACCCCAAUUGCCACCGAAUUUGGUAUCUCUGAAAAUGAGUCUCGAUUCGCAACAUGCUCUCUCUUUGUUGGUUUGAUCAUUGGUGCCUCGUUCUGGGGUAUUGCCUCCGAUGCUAUUGGAAGACGUCCAGCUUUCAACAUGACGCUUUGCAUUUGUGGAACCUUUGGUCUCGCCGCUGGAGGUGGGCCUAACUGGGUUGGAACAUGUGCUUUGUAUGCCUGUUUGGGUCUUGGAGUUGGUGGCAACCUGCCCGUUGAUGCUGCUGUCUUCUUGGAAUGCCUGCCUCCCAAUUCAACCAACAUUCUGAGUGGUCUAGCUACGUGGUGGUCUGUCGGUACUUUGAUUGCCAGUAUGCUUGCCUGGGCUUACAUUCCCAACUUCUCUUGUGAAAGUAUGGAAACAUGUACCAAGGCAGACAACUGGGGCUGGAGAUACCUCGUCUUGACACUCGGUGCUAUCACGUUCGCCAUGUUCCUCUGCCGUUUCUUCCUCUUCACUCUUUACGAGUCCCCCAAGUUCUUGGUUUCCCGCGGUCGUCAGGAUGAGGCUGUGGCUGCCGUGCAAGGAAUUGCCCACAAGAACAAGACCACCACCUGGCUCACCGAGGAGAUCAUGAACGAGAUCGGUGGAUAUCCCGAGGAGCACAAAAAGCAAUCUCUGUCCACCGUAGAGAUCAUCAAACGGUCCCUUGAGAGAUUCUCCGUUCAACAGAUCAAGCCCUUGUUCAGAACUCGACGCCUCGCCAUUUCCACAAUCCUGAUCUGGUUCUGCUGGACAUGCAUUGGAAUGGGCUACACCCUUUUCAAUGCCUUCCUCCCUCAAUACCUGAGCGCCAAUUCCUCCACCUACAUCACCUACCGCAACUACGCCAUCACAGCAGUCUGCGGAAUCCCGGGACCGCUUCUUGGCUGGUACACCGUUGAUAUCAAAUACAUCGGCCGAAAGGGCACAAUGGCCGCCUCAACCCUCAUCACCGGCGUCUUACUCUUCUGUUUCACAGCUACCAAGGACCCCAACAUUCAGCUCGUCUGCUCCGCCCUGGAAUCCUUUUUCCAGAUGAUCAUGUACGGUGUCUUGUAUGCCUAUACCCCCGAAGUAUUCCCUGCUCCCAACAGAGGUACCGGGUCCGGUAUUGCUAGCUGCUUGAACCGUAUUGCUGGUCUUAUGGCUCCGAUUAUUGGCAUUUAUGCUAGUACUGAUCCUAUUGCGCCUAUUUAUGCCGCUGGUGCUCUCAUCUUGGCCUCCUUUGUCGCAAUGUGUUUCUUGCCCAUUGAAACUCAAGGAAAGCAGGCCAUGUAA
Messenger RNA from Penicillium nucicola, 1683 nucleotides. RefSeq lists its product as uncharacterized. The transcript is spliced from 7 exons. Bases 1 to 1683 code for a protein of 560 amino acids. The record is from RefSeq and is a predicted model, not a curated record. Gene Ontology annotation, molecular function: transmembrane transporter activity. Gene Ontology annotation, biological process: transmembrane transport. Lineage: Eukaryota; Fungi; Ascomycota; Eurotiomycetes; Eurotiales; Aspergillaceae.